Molecule: messenger RNA, 1985 nt
Organism: Schistosoma margrebowiei
Lineage: Eukaryota; Metazoa; Platyhelminthes; Trematoda; Strigeidida; Schistosomatidae
Source: the annotation of a GenBank genome assembly
UUUGUCGCGGUUAUUAUAACAUUCGCCUCUAGGCUACGUCUUCGCUUUUUUCGGACGUUUUCAGAAGGCUUUCUUCAAACAUCAUCAGUGGAUUUACUCCCAAAGCAGUUCUAUCUGUCCAUUUGGUUGCUUAAAACCGUACUAUUAUUAUUUUGUCGCAGAGUUUUUAAUCUGGUUCCUAAUAUGGUUCAAAAAUGCAGUGGUUUAAACCGGUUAGUGCAUACAUUGUCUACGUUACGAUUAAAUGAUGUGAAGUUAUUUUUAAUUGGAUUAGGGUUCGUAUUUUUAUUAAAUUGGAUUGUUACUUUAUCGUGGAUACCGAAAUUCAAAUGUUUAUCAGAUGGCAGUGUGCUUCAGAGCACAAAACAAUAUUCCAUAUUUUCUUUAACUGAUGUUAGUUAUGCUCAAAAUCUUGCUAAUAAGAUUAAUAUAUAUUGUUAUAUCCUAACGGAACCACAGUCACAUCUAACCAAAGCUUAUCAUGUUCAAACAACUUGGGCCCGAAGGUGUACUCGUUUUAGUUUUAUUAGUUCAAAAGCGGAAAAAUUAAUGAAAAUGCUUGAUGUUGAUAGGACGCAAAAUUAUGUUAAACAUUCUUGGAUUUCAAUGCGUGAAACACUUCGUGCAUUACAUAAACAAACUUACAAAGCAGCAUAUUUUCUUAAAGCUGAUGAUACGACUUAUGUGAUCAUGGAAAACUUAAGGAAUGCUUUAGAAUACACAGAUCCUCGUAAACCAUUUAUUAUGGGUCAUAUCUAUAAGAUCCGUUCAAAUGAAUUCACUGUAUCUGGUAGUUUUGGCUACGUCCUAUCAAGAACUGCUCUCGAAUUAAUUGUUCUGAAGGGUUUAGAUAAAUUGGCUGACUGUGGACCAAUUCAGCAUGUUCGUGAAGAUAUUCAAAUAUCUAAAUGUGCAAAAGCAUUAGGCAUAGAAUUCAAAGAUAGUAUUGAUAUGUUUGGAAUGUCACGAUUCAGUAAUGUUACUAUAAACAAUCUUUUUGGAACAUUCAAUAACAGCAGUAAUAAUAAUAAUAGCGGAACAAUUCAGUGGGAUCCAAUAAAAACAGAUUAUACACAAGCAGUGUAUGAUUUAAAGAAAUUACCGGCAAGUCCACUGCUAAUCAGUUUCGGUGGUUUAAUGCCAGUGAAAAUGUACAUUUUAGAAUAUUUAAUCUAUCAUCUUCGACCAGUUGGAAUAACGCAUCGAAUUUUACAACAUCUACCUUAUUCAUCAUUAUCUACAAUGAAUCGUUAUCAUCAACAAGAUCAUAGUACAUAAUAAUGUUAUAGUAUUAUUGUCGCAGUGAUUUUUAUUAUUUGCAUAAUAUGUAUAUGAUACUUUCUUGUCUAAGUCAUUUUAACUAUUUGUUUGUUUAAUCUUUUAUUUUUUAUCAUUGUGAUCAACAUGUAAACAUUUACAUAUCACAAUUUUUUUUAUAUCAGAUUCUAUUUAGUUAUUUGUAUUCCAUAUUAUAUUAUUUAUAAACAGAUAUAUAUAUAUAUAUAAACUUAUUUCCGAUCAUAAAUUCAAUUGCCUCUUAGAUUCUGUUGUAUUUUUUAUCAAUUAAAACAUUGAUCAACAAAAUAAUGUAGAAUGUUUAGUGAAUGAUGCUUAGAAUGUCAGUUUAAUUAAGAUUUUACAAUUUAUUAUUAUUAAUAAUAACUUUUUCGUAAAUCUUAUCGUUAUUUUACCUUCCUUUUAUUCAUUUAUGCUCAAUUGGUUUCUUCUUUUUUUUAAUUGAUCAGUUAUUAUUAUUUAUUAAUAAUAAAGAUGUUUUGCCAACUUCUUGUGUCUAUAUAUAACUGUUUGUAACUGUGGGGUAGAAAGUUGUCAAUAAAAAAGACUUUAGAAAUUACUCUCUGAAGAUACACUCUGUACUUUCUGAAUUUGUAUUUUAUUCAACAUAUUUAACUUGUGAUCUUUAUGUUGUCAAUAUUGUAAACUUCUAUCUAAGUCGAUAAUCGUUACAAUAUAUUUUAUUGAAA